UGCGAGGAAUAAAAACUCUAGUUGAAAGUUUAAGCUUAUUAGGGGUUACGAAUUUGUAGCCACAAAACUUUUCGCUGGUCAUCAUUCAUUUGGUCCAAGUCUUGUUGGUAAAUUUAUUGCAGACAAGACUGGUUCCAACAAGAACUUCAAAUCAAGAACUUCAAAUCAAAAAGCAGUUGAGCCACAAUACUAAUUAUAAUAAUUAAGUAGCAGCAGAGAGCUUUUGUUCGCUUCCAUGGCUAAUGCUACUACCAUAAUCUUCCUCAUAAUUCUCUUUGCACCAUUGUUUCAAACAGUUAGAGUACAAGCUCAACAACAAACACAAAAACACUCAAAUAUAAGCCUGGGUUCCUCUCUAACCCCCAUCACCAACCCCUCAUGGUUGUCACCCUCCCGUCUCUAUGCCUUCGGAUUCUACCCGGAACGCAAUGGCUAUCUUGUAGGAGUCUUCAUUGUUGGAAUUCCAGAAAAGACCGUAGUUUGGACAGCCAAUCGCGGCAACCCUCCGGUCCCAGGCAAUGCAACCUUGGCCUUAACCAGUGAAGGAAGCCUCAUUCUGCAGCAACCGCAAACCCAAAACAUUUCCAUCGCUGGUAUUACCCAACCUGCAUCUUCAGCUUCCAUGCUCGACUCGGGCAACUUUGUACUCUAUGAUUCUAAUCACAAGAUAAUCUGGCAGAGCUUUGAUUCUGCAACAGAUACCCUUUUGCCAGGCCAGAUUUUGUUGUCAGUACCCGACUUGAUUUCCAGUGUUUCAGAAACUGACCACUCCACGGGAAAUUAUCGUUUCGGGCUGCUACCGGAUGGGAACCUCGUCUCGCUUCCGCAGUCUGGAAUAGCGUUGCAAUAUGUUUACUGGCAAUCAGGCACUACUGGAAGUGGAGAUAAUUGCACAUUGAAUCUAGACGUUGAUGGCCAUCUCUACAUUCUCAAUGCAACAGGCAAUAAUAUACACAAUGUAACUGAUGCAGAACCACCUACAAAGGAAGCUAAGAUUUAUAUGGUGAGACUUGACGUGGACGGAAUUGUCAGAGCUUAUUCACAUACGUUGGAUUCGAAUGGUAAAUGGUCGAUUUGGUGGAAUUCUACUAUGAAUAAGUGCGAUCCUUUAGGUCAAUGCGGCUUUAAUGGGUUCUGUGUUCUACGGGAUACCAAUGCUGAUUGUAAAUGUAUUCCGGGAUUCACUUAUGUUAAUCCAGGCAAUUGGGCUUCCGGAUGCGUGAGAAAUUUCACUAUAGAAAGUUGCAACAAGACGGGUGGUGAUGGCAAUGGCAAUACUAGAAACAUCAUAACAGCAUUGCAAAACACCGUAUGGGACGAAAGUUCAUAUUCCACGCUACAGUUGAGUUCUAGACAGGAAUGUGAAGAUGUUUGUCUUCAGGAUUGCAAUUGCGAAGUCGCACUAUACAAAGACGGGCAAUGCAAAAAACAAAGGCUUCCUUUGAGAUAUGGAAAAAGAAAUCUGGACGAUACAAACGUUGCAUUGAUCAAGGUGGGUACAUCUGAUGAACCUAUCACGAAAGCUAUUCCAGGAGCUCAAGAUAAUCCACCCAUGAAAGCAAAGAAAAAGUUGCAUGUGGACAUCCUAAUCAUUGGUAUUUCACUUAGUGCCUUAGGCUUGAUGGUGUUGGCAAUUUCAGGAGUCCUUGUGUACAAAAAUCAUGUCUUCUUGGCAUACAAAAAGAUCGUUGAUGAAAAAUGGAAUCUUGAAUUGGGUGAGGAAGUUGCUCUCCGAACUUUUACUUUGGCAGAGUUAGAGCAAGUUACAAAUGGAUUCAAGGAGGAAUUGGGUAGAGGAGCAUUUGGGACUGUUUUUAAAGGGAUCAUAUCAUACAACUCUAAGGAUGUAGCUGUGAAGAGACUAGAUAAAGUGUUAACAGAGGGCGAAAGAGAAUUUCAGACAGAAAUAAAAGUGAUUGGGAGAACCCAUCAUCGAAACUUAGUCCACCUAAUUGGUUAUUGCCUUGAGGGACCUCAUAGGCUUUUGGUAUACGAGUACAUGAGGAAUGGAUCACUUGCAGAUUUCAUCUUCACACUCGAAAACCGGCCAAGUUGGCAAGAAAGGAUUGGAAUUGCUCUCGAUGUUGCCAGAGGGAUACUCUACUUGCAUGAAGAGUGCGAGACACAAAUCAUUCAUUGUGAUAUAAAACCCCAAAAUAUUCUUAUGGACGAGCAUAGGCGUGCCAAAAUCUCUGACUUUGGCUUGGCAAAGCUUUUGAAGCCAGACCAAACAAACACUUUCACGGCGAUUAGAGGAACAAGGGGUUAUGUCGCGCCUGAAUGGCAUCGGAAAUUGCCAGUAACGGUUAAAGUUGAUGUUUAUAGCUUUGGAGUUAUGCUUUUAGAGAUCAUAUGUUGUCGCAAGUGUUUGGAGUUGAGCCUUUCCGAGGAAGAAAUUAUCCUUCAAGAAUGGGUUUAUGAUUGUUUUGAGGCCAAUGAGCUUGGUAAACUAGUGGGUGAUGAAGAGGUUGACAAGAGAAAAUUAGAGAGAAUGGUUAAAGUAGGGCUUUGGUGUAUUCAGGAUGAGCCAUCACUUCGUCCUCUAAUGAAGAAAGUUAUGCUGAUGCUGGAAGGGACCGUAGACAUCCCAGUGCCUCCUAAUCCUACUUCCUUUCUAAGUGCUAUAUAAACCUUUUUUAUAGGGAGGCAGAUUGUCCAGUGUAUACAUUUGUGGACUGGACAGUGUAGUUAUACUCGCGGGACAUACCGCAGCUCCCAUUCCGAUGAUCCAUUUUGUUAUUAUUGAUAUUUUUGUUGCAUUAAGAAUGUAUCAAUUACCUAAAGCUGCAAAUAUUGCCAAUUAGGAUUCCACAUGUUUGUUGUAGAGAUGAAAUCGUAUACACCUGAGUGUAAUGUUUUGAUUUCUUGUCACUGAGUUUGAGAAAUGUAGUUUCAAUGAAGUUUGUUGUGUAUUUU
Molecule: messenger RNA, 2916 nt
Organism: Camellia sinensis
Lineage: Eukaryota; Viridiplantae; Streptophyta; Magnoliopsida; Ericales; Theaceae
Product: G-type lectin S-receptor-like serine/threonine-protein kinase LECRK3
Biological process (GO): recognition of pollen; protein phosphorylation
Molecular function (GO): ATP binding; protein serine/threonine kinase activity
Source: RefSeq, a predicted model, not a curated record